GGCCAAGAUGGCGGCCCUCAGGGUGGCGGUGCCGGUGCUGGCGCUGCUCGGGCUGUGCCCGGGCCCCGCGGCCGCCGCCGCGCCCCUGGUGAUCUGGCACGGCAUGGGAGACAGCUGCUGCAAUCCGGUGAGCAUGGGCUACAUCAAAAAACUGGUGGAGAAAAAAAUCCCGGGGAUUUACGUCCUGUCGCUCAAGAUCGGGAGCAGCCUGAUCCAGGACAUGGAGAACAGCUUCUUCAUGAAUGUCAACGAGCAGGUGAGCGAGGUGUGCAGGCAGCUGGCCCAGGACCCCCAGCUCCAGCGAGGCUACAACGCCAUGGGCUUCUCCCAGGGAGGCCAAUUCCUGAGGGCUGUGGCCCAGAGGUGCCCUGCUCCUGCCAUGCUCAGCCUCAUCUCCAUUGGAGGACAGCACCAAGGUGUUUAUGGAUUCCCUCGCUGCCCUGGGGAGAGCUCCCACCUCUGCGACUGGAUCCGCAAAACCCUGGACCUGGGGGCCUACAGCAAGGCAGUGCAGGAGCACUUGGUGCAAGCAGAGUAUUGGCAUGACCCACUGAAGGAGGAGGAAUACAGGAAAAACAGCAUUUUCCUGGCUGACAUCAACCAGGAGAGGGGCAUCAACGAGACCUACAAGAAAAACCUGAUGGCUCUGAAGAAGUUUGUGAUGGUGAAAUUCCUCAAUGAUACCAUGGUGGACCCUCCAAUCUCUGAGUGGUUUGGGUUUUACAAAAGUGGCCAAGCCAAGGAGACCAUCCCACUGCAGGAGACCUCACUGUACAAAGAGGAUCGCCUGGGGCUGCAGGAGAUGGACAAAGCAGGGAAGUUGGUGUUCCUGGGGGUGCAGGGGGAUCACCUGCACUUCUCAGAAGAGUGGUUUGACAGCACCAUCCUCCCCUUCCUGCAGUGAAGCUCCCUGGGCAGGGCUUUCACUGUAACCAACACCAGCCACUGUGCACAGCACUCAGUGCAUCCAGGCCUGCAGGGACUUGGGGAGGGGAACACGAGGGGCUUUGGCUCAGGGGGCUUUGCCAGGGUGGAAUUGCACUCCCAGCUGGGCUGAGCCUUGCCCUGACUCUGCCCCAGGCCUGGUGAAUCCACCCCAGUGCUCAGAGCUGCUCUCCACCCCCAGUUCCUGCAGGGCACCCUGGCAGUAUUAACCCAGCUCACUGGUGCAAGGCUCUCAUGGCUGUAGGCAGGGCAAUCAUGUCACAGCCCCUGCUUCAGCAGGGGGGAAAAGGCCAAAUUUAGGGGUUUCUGGGAAAAAAAAAAGGGUUUAGAAUUCAGCAGUAUUAACAGCUUGAACAGUUUUCAACUAAUGGCUUGGUUUAUGUUCUUUUGUACAACUGAAAUCAAUAAAGAAGUUGCCAUCUAACCAACUAAAUAAAAGCUUGGACAACUGCUGACUGUGUUUGGAGGGAGCUGAGGAAAUUCUGGGAAUAUUCCAAUGAAUCAAGGCAGGGUCAGGCAGAGAGGGGGAACUUGUCCUGCCUGAGCUCACUUGUGCCCCCAAAAAUGAGACAAGAGCCACAGUAAUGAGCAAGUUGGCAUUAACUUUAUUCUAUCUUCUGUAUAAUCUUAAGUACAUAAGAAAGGUUUUUUCACAAGCCUCAGGAGAAGACAAGUACAAGUCACAGGACAGUUUCAAAAUAAAAAAAAAAUUGCAUAA
This is a messenger RNA of Agelaius phoeniceus (red-winged blackbird), 1663 nucleotides long. RefSeq names its product palmitoyl-protein thioesterase 1 (gene PPT1). NCBI's taxonomy places the organism in Eukaryota, Metazoa, Chordata, Aves, Passeriformes, Icteridae. Gene Ontology annotation, biological process: protein depalmitoylation; receptor-mediated endocytosis. The record is from RefSeq and is a predicted model, not a curated record. Gene Ontology annotation, molecular function: palmitoyl-(protein) hydrolase activity. Gene Ontology annotation, cellular component: lysosome.